Molecule: messenger RNA, 906 nt
Organism: Manihot esculenta (cassava)
Lineage: Eukaryota; Viridiplantae; Streptophyta; Magnoliopsida; Malpighiales; Euphorbiaceae
Exons: 2
Coding region: 109-711 (200 amino acids)
Source: RefSeq, a predicted model, not a curated record
ACCAUUAAGUUUCAAAGUCAACCCGUGUGGAGUGGGGAUAGCAGAACAGGUCUUCUUGAAUCGUGUAUCUUCAAUUGCUUCUCUGUCUGUUUUCCUUGAUCGGUCACCAUGAUUUCGAGGUCUCAUGGAACCUCAUCUGAACCAGAACAUGAUAAUACCAACACCUUCGUCCAUGACUUGAUGAUGGAAGAAACAGGGGAUGAAUUCUUUCAACCCAACAACAAUCAUCGAUAUCACCAUCGAAGAGACACCAAGGAUCAUAAAGAAUUGGGAUGGAUCUUCAUUCUCGCAAACCUCCUGCUAGAGAUCCUGGUGCUGGCUUUUGACCAAAUGGCCUUGCCGAAUCAGCCUCGAUAUGGUUUGAUAGUUUGGGGACUGUGUUCGGCAGUCAUGUUUGUCUGCAUCGCUGAGCUCAUUUUUAAGGGAAUGAUCAAGGAAAAGCUAAGUAUAUUGCAAUGCUUGAAAUCUCUGCUUCCUUUUUCUUCUCCUGGUGGUAAGAAACCUUAUGGCUUCGUGGAUGCUUUGAUCCUACUUGGUGCCAAGGUUCAAAUGGCUUUGGCGAGCAUUGGAUAUGCAUAUUUGCAUCAAGGUAAAGAGAAUCCAAUCAAAAUUUCUCUCGUAUCCAUUAUUUUCACGGUAUGUUAUGCCUUUUCUAAAUUACAUAAGAACCGGAAUGAAGCAAAUCUUCUUCCGGUUAGACAGGAGAAUUAAAGAUGGUUUGAAGAUGGUUCGGCAAUUGCAUAAACUAUGAGCACUAUACUUGUUCAUUUCAUGUCAUUCUUUAAUUUUUAUCUACAGCUCCUACUGUACCAAACACAGAUUCUAUUAUUGUCUUAAAAAAACUUCAUCAUUUAUGCCGUGUUUGAUAUUGACAUUAAUAUUGAUAUUGAUGCGAGAUUUGUUUCA